UUCUAGAGAUAGGUAUUCACAAAAUGUACACACUGCUGAUUAAUGGGCUGCUCUUUGAGAGAUGAUAUUUGAAGCACUAUGGAUAUUCUUCUGACAUGUCAUAGCACAUUAAGAUAGGGUAGGGAGACUAAGUUAAGGGUCAAGGCAGCUCCACCAAUAAAAUUUAAAACUUUGAACAAAAAAAAAAACCAGAACAAUAUCUACAGCCAAAUUAAAAAUGUACAGUAUAAUAUUCAUGAAAAUGUCACCAGGCUUAUUGACACAGUGCUUUUAAGUCAGUAUUAAUAUUUUAGUGUAGACCUAUGCCUAGCACAUACUGUACUCAAUACAUGGGGCUGGGCCCAGCCAGGGGCCUACUUCAAUAUAUCACCUUUUUACUUUAGGGCUAGGCCUAGGCUAGGUGGAUCAGGAAUGUUUGAAGUCUAGCCUUCAACCUAACCUAAAAUCGUUUUCAGAGGUUUCUCUUCUCCCAAUACGGGCUUGCUCGGGAUGGUUCUCUCUUGGACCUAGCCUAUCUAGGGCCAGGCUAAGCACCAGUGAGUGGUCACCAGGCCCUAGUAGGCUAGGCCGGGUUCGGCUAGGCCUAGUUCCGUUCUAUACUGUUGUUGUUACGGAUACCUAGCUCGUGUCCCAACAAAACAAGGGCUAGCCUUAGGACUACUGAACUUAAUAGGACAAGUAGGUCCUCGUUCACGGGCAACAGGUCUUGAAUAAAGCAAGACUCAACUAAAUUUGCAUUUGCCAGUCCAAGCCUUCUAGUAGUAGGCCACCCUAGUCCGACCAACAAUAUAUACGUAUCGGAAACAGAGUUCAACAAAUACUAAUUGCAAUGUACACGAGUCAAAACCCAGUUGAAAUAAUUGUAGACCUCUGCUGAUGAUACGGACCCGACACUAGAGAUGUUCCUGCCACCUGGUAAAUUGAUGUACUUCAGUAGUCCUUGUAGAUAUGGCUUCAUAAACAUCACAAGACAAAUAUAUAGUAUAACAGGAAAAUGGAAAAAUGAUUUCAGCGUUGACACAUGGAAGAAAGUGGAGGAAUCAUGGCAAAAGUGGUUGCAGAAAUAUAAUGAAACCCUGACAAUAAAUAGAAAUGAUAAGAAGCCCAAGUACUAUGUGCUUUCCAUGUUCCCAUAUCCGUCAGGCAAACUGCACAUGGGCCAUGUGCGUGUGUAUACCAUCAGUGAUACAAUGGCGCAUUUCCAUCGCAUGAAUGGUAAGCAGGUGCUGCAUCCUAUGGGUUGGGAUAGCUUUGGACUACCAGCUGAAAAUGCAGCCAUUGAAAGAGACUUACGACCAGAUGACUGGACAUACAGUAAUAUAGAGCAUAUGAAAAAUCAGCUGAAGAGCCUUAGUAUGUGUUUCAAUUGGGAAAGGGAGGUAACAACCUGUAAGCCUGAUUACUAUCGCUGGACCCAGAGCAUCUUUGUCCGUCUGUUCAAUGCAGGCCUAGCUUACCAGAAAGAAGCUCUCGUUAACUGGGAUCCAGUCGAUCAAACAGUUUUAGCUAACGAACAGGUUGAUGAGGAUGGUUGUUCAUGGAGGUCAGGUGCUAAAGUAGAACAGAAGGUUUUAAAGCAAUGGUACUUAAAGAUGACUCACUACUCAAAGUCCUUACUCGAUGGUCUUGAGGAUUUGAAGGAAUGGCCGGAUUCUAUCAAGAGUAUGCAAGAAAAUUGGAUCGGUGAUUGCAGUGGUUGUUCGUUUGAAUUUGAGCUUCAGUUAGCUGGUGAUGACAAAUCCAUUUCGCUUGCUGUUCAUCUUAGUAGUCCAGAGCUUGUCUUUGGUGUUGCCUACAUUCUGAUUGCUCCUACUCAUAUUCUUCUGAAGUCUGAGAGUCUGCUACAAAUUAUUAACCCAGAUGUUCAACAAACACUCAAUGAAAUCUCUUCAAAACAGAUAGAUGUUGCACUUGGUGUGUCUGCCAUACAUCCAUUCACCAAGCAACCAAUUCCUCUGGUUGUGUCCAGUAAACAUCCAUUCCCAGAUUACGUUGAACAGUAUGCUGGUGUGCCAGGUGCUGUUGAACAAGAUCAGAUGUUUGCAGAUAUACACAGCAUCAAGUACACAACUGUCCUUGACAAUCAUGAAAAGCUGAUGAACUCAAAUGAGUUCACAGGGAUGAGCCGAGCUGAGGCAAAGGAAGCAAUCAUGGAAAAAGCAAGGCAACAAGAUAUAGGUGGUCAUAUGACCAGUGGGAGGCAGUUUGAUUGGUUGAUUUCAAGACAGCGAUACUGGGGAACGCCAAUACCCAUCAUACACUGCCAAAAUUGUAAGGCAGUACCAGUACCAACUCAUCAACUCCCAGUCCAACUUCCAAAACUUGAUACACUAACAGGAAAAGGGAAAUCCCCACUUCAACAGGUCUCUGACUGGUACAACACCGAUUGCCCCAAAUGCGGUCAACCAUCCCAACGUGAGACCGAUACCAUGGACACGUUUGUAGAUUCUGCUUGGUAUUUUCUGCGUUACACGGACCCACAUAAUGAACAGGAAGAGUUUAAUAGUGAAGUUGCCAACCGGCUUAUGCCAGUUGAUUUAUACAUUGGGGGUAAAGAACAUGCUAUUAUGCAUCUUUUAUAUGCAAGGUUCAUCAACCAUUUCUUAUACGGCGAAGGCUUGCUGAAACACAAGGAACCUUUCCAACGUCUGCUGGUCCAAGGCCUUGUGAUGGGGCCUAGCUAUAGGCUACCGUCUACUGGACAGUACCUUAGGAAGGAACAAAUUGAUUUUUCAGGAAAUGAACCUGUUGAAAAAAUUAGCGGAGAAAAGCUUCUAAUGAAAUUUGAAAAGAUGAGUAAAUCCAAACACAAUGGAGUGGACCCAGUAGAAACAGUAGCAGAAUAUGGAGUGGACACCAUCAGACUCGCUAUUCUGAGUGGUGUACCCCCUCAACUGAAUAUGAUGUGGAAUGUUGAUGCAAUUAUUGGCAUAGUUCGAUGGAAGAACAGAAUGUGGCAACUAAUAACAAGAUACAUUAAUUUAAAAAAAGAUGAGACUCCAACUACUAAUGAAGUAAAUCACAAAAUUGAGGAUAAAUUAUUAAUUGAAAAAAAUACUGCAAUCAAAGAAGUUAGUGAACAGUACACCAAGGAUCAUAUGUUGAGUGUUGCCAUUUCGAGGUUGAUGACCCUAACAAGUGUCCUGAGGUCAGUUCCAGAUGCUACUGUAAUGUCCAGUGUCAACUAUGAAGAUGCCUUGGCUAGCCUUUGCAUAAUGCUUGCUCCAAUGGCGCCUCAUAUUGCCUCUGAGAUGUGGCAAGGACUAGCUAGUGUUGCUCAGCCUUCAAGUCAAUUUCAGUGGGAUAAAACAGUGUUAGAACAAAGUUGGCCAGUAUUAGAUGAAAAGGUAGUUUGUAAAGAUGAAGUGGUUAAAGUUGUUAUCAAGAUUAACAACCAAACAAAAGGACAUAUAAUGGUCCCAGUACUUGCACGAGACAAUGAAGAAGAAAUCCGACGACUUGUGACAGAGAGUGAUGUAGGAAAAUUGCAUUUGAACAAAAGGACGUUAAAGAAAGUGGUGUUUGCAUCCAAGGUGCCACUGUUAAAUUAUGUUGUUGAAGGUGAAGAAAGUUGAAUGAAAUAAUUGUCACUGUAAAGACAGCUGCAAGUUUAUUUAACAGUUAAGUGACAAUCGUUUGUUUUUGCAUAUGAAACACACAGCAUAUAUAUGCAGGAUUCGAACCUGCAACCUCUUGCUAUCAAGGUGCCACUGUUAAAUUUUUUCAUUGAAGAUGAAGAAAGCUGAAUGAAAUAAUUGUCACUCAGUAAAGACUGCCAGUUUUUUCAACAGUUUUAGUGACAAUCAAUUGUUUUAGCAUAUGAAAUGUUCAACAUAUAUAACUGUACUCACACAUUGGGGAGCUAUAUUUAAGCUAGAAACUACAGUAGCUUGUAGAUCGCUGAGAAAAUUAUAAAACAGGUAUCACAAGGUAUGCUCAAUUGACCUUUCUGCUAAGCUCAACCAACUUGGAUAUUUUUGCUAAAGUCCCAGAAAAUGACAGUAGUUAGCUUUCGAUUUGUGCGACGGCGCGACGUUAGAACGGAAUCACUCAUGCGUGACCAUCCUACCUGGCGUCCUACAUUCUCUGCAUACGUAGAUUUGGCCAAAUUGCGUUCCAGAAUCUACUCGACGAGGUGACCUUAAUGUUCUCGCUUGCGCAGAUGACUUUUAGUGAAGUCAUUAUGUUCUACGUCCGACCGUUGUCGUGCAAUCGAAAGCUCCCUAGUGUAAAAACAUACGCAAAUUCUUGUGUUUGUGGGACAACCCAUGUGUUUGUAGGAUGCGCUUAUUCCUGUCCUUGAUCUGAUUGGUCAAUUGUUAAGUUUGAUUGACAUUCCAGAAAGGUUCUGUUAGCCUAGUAGUUACCAUACAUAGGAUAGGUGAUGGUGGGCCAUAAUUGAUUAAAAGUAGCACCAAUAUAACUC
This is a messenger RNA of Anneissia japonica, 4426 nucleotides long. Its product is annotated as probable leucine--tRNA ligase, mitochondrial. Bases 900 to 3575 code for a protein of 891 amino acids. The record is from RefSeq and is a predicted model, not a curated record. Gene Ontology annotation, cellular component: mitochondrion. Gene Ontology annotation, molecular function: ATP binding; leucine-tRNA ligase activity; aminoacyl-tRNA deacylase activity. The transcript is spliced from 19 exons. Gene Ontology annotation, biological process: mitochondrial translation; leucyl-tRNA aminoacylation. Lineage: Eukaryota; Metazoa; Echinodermata; Crinoidea; Comatulida; Comatulidae.